This is a messenger RNA of Durotheca rogersii, 297 nucleotides long. RefSeq lists its product as uncharacterized. The transcript has 2 exons. NCBI's taxonomy places the organism in Eukaryota, Fungi, Ascomycota, Sordariomycetes, Xylariales, Xylariaceae. The coding region runs from base 1 to 297 and encodes 98 amino acids. The record is from RefSeq and is a predicted model, not a curated record.
AUGGCGUACCGCAGACAAAAGCGCCAGGUCCUGGGGGUGCUGUCUGUAUGGACUAUGUUAAUAGCCACGGCUAAAUUGCAGGCACACACGACGCCAUUAAGUCGUCAACUAGAAAAUGGGACUAUCAUCUACAAGUACGACCCGCUUCCCGACCAGAACCACCUCCGGCCUGUCACCAUCGAGCCUGAUAGUCUUGAUAGCGACGUUUGCGCUACCAUACGCAUCGUCCCAUUCGUCGGAGAUGCGCCCCCGAUCCCUCGUUCCCGAGCUUGGCUCCGGACCGGUCGAGGAGCCUGA